Nematolebias whitei (Rio pearlfish) is the source of this 2022-nucleotide messenger RNA. It is a transcript of the gene srp68, whose product is annotated as signal recognition particle 68. NCBI's taxonomy places the organism in Eukaryota, Metazoa, Chordata, Actinopteri, Cyprinodontiformes, Rivulidae. Bases 39 to 1817 code for a protein of 592 amino acids. The transcript is spliced from 16 exons. Gene Ontology annotation, molecular function: protein binding; signal recognition particle binding; 7S RNA binding. Gene Ontology annotation, cellular component: signal recognition particle, endoplasmic reticulum targeting. Gene Ontology annotation, biological process: SRP-dependent cotranslational protein targeting to membrane. The record is from RefSeq and is a predicted model, not a curated record.
GCACCGACGUGUUGCCGCUUAGCUGUUAGCUUGUAGAGAUGGCCGCAGACAAGCAAAACGAAGCCAAAGUUUCUUCUGCGGACGACACUAAGGAAAAUGUUCCAGAAGGGGGGCUUGGUUUGGAAAUCCUACAAAUCAUCAAGGAGUCCCAGCAACAGCAUGGCCUGAGACACGGCGAUUACCAAAGAUACAGGGGCUACUGCUCCCGUAGGCUGCGUCGCCUUCGCAAGACUCUCGGUUUCAAGAUGGGCAACCGGCACAAAUUUGUUGGAAAGAAAAUCACUGUGGAAAUGAUUUCUGACAGCAGGUAUCUCUUACUGGUUUUGAUGGAAGCAGAGCGUGCCUGGAGCUACGCCAUGCAGCUGAAACAAGAGGCCAACACAGAGCCAAGGAAGCGAUUCCACCUCCUGGCUCGAUUACGCAAAGCUGCCAAGCACAGCGAGAAGCUGGAGAAGCUCUGCGAGAGCCCCCGUGUCGACGCCAAGACCAAACUAGAGGCUCAGGCCUACACCGCAUACCUGACUGGGAUGGUGGACUUUGAGCUGCAGAAGUGGAAACUUGCUAUGGAGGCCUUCAACAAGUGCAAGACCAUUUAUGAGAAACUGGCCAGUGCGUUCACUGAGGACCUGGCUGUUCUGUAUCGUCAGCGUGUGGACGAGAUAUCGCCCAACAUCCGCUACUGUGCUUACAACAUCGGUGACCAGAAUGCCAUCAAUGACUUGAUGCAGAUGAGGCUGACAGGGGGGGGAGGGGGCAUGAUGGCUGAGAAGCUAGAGGCCCUGAUCACUCAGGCAAGAACAAAGCAGGCAGCCACGAUGAGCGAGGUGGAGUGGCGAGGACGGGCCGUUCCUGUGAAGAUCGACAAGGCUCGGAUUUUCCUGUUGGGUCUGGCAGACAACGAGGCGGCCAUCGCUCAGGCGGCCAACGAGGAGACCAAAGAGCAUCUGUACGAGACUCUGCUGGCUGAGUGCAGAGACACCAUCCAGGCCGUGAGAGAAGAACUGAAGAGUGAGGCGAAGCAGCGAGAACGGAGCUCUGACGGUGAAAGUGGGAAGGUGUCAAACCUUCAGUUCCUUCACAGUUACCUGACCUACAUCAAGCUGUGCACGCUGGUGAAGAGGAAUGAAAGCAUGGCUCACACUCUGCAGGCCAAACUGAAGGAGACCGAAGCCGACGAGAACAAGAGGGGGCCACGUCCCCAAGAUCUCAUUCGACUGUACGACAUCAUCCUGCAGAGUCUGGCUGAGCUCUCCACCCUGCAGGGGCUUGAGGAAGACCACUCCUUCCAGAAGGAGGUGUCUCUGAAGACUUUGGUCUACAAGGCCUACAGGUGCUUCUUCAUAGCUCAGUCGUAUGUGCUGGUGAAGAAGUGGAGUGAGGCGCUGGUGUUGUAUGAGAGGGUGCUGAAAUACGCUAAGGAGGUCCAGUCCAAAGCAAAGGGUCUGAACAACAGCCUCAAGGAUCUCCCUGAUGUCCAGGAGCUCAUCGCUGAGGUCAAUGCAGAGAAAUACUCACUUCAAGCUGCUGCCAUUUUAGACACUGACGAGCCUCCUGAAGUGUCCACUCAGCAGCAGGUGAAAGACAGCACGCCUCUGUGCGACCACCUGGACACCUUCCGUCUGGACAACACUCUCGUUGGAAAAAAGCCCAAUCUGGUCCAGUUCCCUCCAGACUUCCAGCCGAUCCCCAUCAAGCCUCUGUUCUUCGACCUGGCCCUGAACCACGCCACCUUCCCUCCGCUGGACGACAAGGUGGAGCAGAAGGGCAAGGGCGGCCUGACCGGCUACAUCAAGGGCAUCUUUGGCUUCGGCAGCUAAGCCGAAGACUCGUCGCUGGACGGCAACGAGGCCCCGGGUUUCUCAGAACCACCCGGACCCGGUUCAUUUGUCCGCUGGAGUCACUUCAGUUCCAUUUUAAAGUUUAUCAUCUGUAGUGCCUGAUUGCACAAUGGGAGGAACGUGCAGGUGUGAAGACGACAAAGAGAACCUGAUGUUUAAAGAAUUAAAUCAUUUUUCAGUAGCA